AUGGGUCGCGUGUCUAGUCACCUCGGGCGCUCGCGGAAGGGAACUCACAGCGAGUGCCACAAUUGGCAGGUGUCGGCACCCGCUAGGUAUCGCGCUGCUUCGCUGGGUAGCGAGUGCUAUUGUGGGUCGACACUCGCUAGGUCUCCCUCUCUCGCCAUCUCGUGCGCACGCGGACGACUGUCCACUGAGAAUACGCGCAAGUCUUCCCGCGUCGGGUCGCGCGCACGCGGGCACUAUUUCGCAGCAAGUCCACAAAGGUUUGGCACCCUGUCUCGUGCGCUCACGAGUCAUAGCUCGCAGCGAGCGCGCCUAACGUGCGGGAAGGCUAGGGCUCGCACAAUCUUGACUUGGGAAUGGCCCGAGAUGGCUCGAAAAUGGUUCGGGCGGCUAAGCUUCACGUCAGUGGACCUAUUCAACACCAAAAAGACAAGAAAAAUAUGUGAAAGCACAAAAACACAAAACGAGAACAAAAAUACACAAAACACUGACCUACUAUUUCGUCUGAAGUGGGCCACGUCUACUGAAUUCAUUAUGGAGAUUAAACUUGGGCUGCGGGGAUUAUUCUUUGACCUGGACAUUGCGGCUUCGGGAGUUGAAAGCAACAGAGGAGAAAAGGAUCGCAACACACAGCAACAGGACGGAAGCUUUGGAAAUUAG
Striga asiatica is the source of this 657-nucleotide messenger RNA. NCBI's taxonomy places the organism in Eukaryota, Viridiplantae, Streptophyta, Magnoliopsida, Lamiales, Orobanchaceae. The record is from the annotation of a GenBank genome assembly.